Molecule: messenger RNA, 1962 nt
Organism: Notolabrus celidotus (New Zealand spotty)
Lineage: Eukaryota; Metazoa; Chordata; Actinopteri; Labriformes; Labridae
Gene: eif1axb
Product: eukaryotic translation initiation factor 1A X-linked b
Exons: 7
Coding region: 174-608 (144 amino acids)
Biological process (GO): translational initiation
Cellular component (GO): cytoplasm
Molecular function (GO): translation initiation factor activity; RNA binding
Source: RefSeq, a predicted model, not a curated record
UGUCCUAACUGGCGCAUGCUCAUACUGGCAUAGAGAAUCAACGGCGCCUAGCUAGCUUCUCGUACCGUUCAGUCGGUUUGGAUCUGUGCUUUAGCUGACUAUCGUAAACAGUCACUUCUAAUCGGACGUCGCUUCCAUCGACAGGAGUUUCAGAGACCGAGGCGGGAAAGAAUAUGCCCAAAAAUAAAGGAAAGGGAGGAAAGAAUCGGCGACGUGGAAAGAACGAGAAUGAGUCCGAGAAGAGAGAGCUGGUGUUCAAGGAGGACGGACAGGAAUACGCUCAGGUGAUCAAAAUGCUCGGUAACGGACGUCUGGAGGCGAUGUGCUUCGAUGGAACCAAGCGGCUCUGCCACAUCAGAGGAAAACUCCGGAAAAAGGUUUGGAUCAACACGUCGGACAUCAUCCUGGUCGGACUCAGAGAUUACCAGGAUAACAAAGCUGACGUCAUCCUCAAGUAUAACGCAGAUGAAGCUCGCAGUUUGAAAGCGUACGGAGAGCUGCCAGAGCACGCCAAAAUCAACGAGACAGACACCUUCGGGCCCGGAGACGACGACGAGAUCCAGUUUGAUGACAUUGGCGAUGACGAUGAGGACAUUGAUGAUAUCUAAAGACCUGCUACUGGAGGGGGAUGGAGGGAUUUUACAGAAGAUGCUUCGAUUGGGAUAUUUUGAGCCGACACACACCGCACCAAUAAUGAUUAUUUUUAUUAAGAUCAGCCUAUGCCAAUCCAAUCCAGUUAAUUAAAACACAAUGUUUCAUUUAUUCCAAUUUGUUAUACAUCUGUAGGCGUCUUUGUUGUUUUGGAGAGCUUAAAGUGCAUUUUAUACCGGGGUUAAAUAAACGACAUCAGUACUUUCUGAAUGAACAUGAGACGCUGCUUUAGAGACUGUCUCAGUCAUCAGUCGGAGCAGCCGGAGGACGGCGGCAGACGGAGAGCUUCUCCUCCUUCGUGCAGUCGGGUUGGAGAAUCAGAGUAGGCUGAUCCCCAGCGUGGUGUUGAAGGUGACGAACAGGAGCAGUGCUGGUUCAUCCUUCGUUCCUUCAUCAACACAAACAGCUGACCUGCCUCGUCUCAUUCACUGAGGUUGUCUUUAUUUUUCUUUCUGUAUUCUAGAACCGCUCGUUUAAUCUUAGAGGCUCACGCCGAUACCUUGACUGCAGAAUAUCUCUCUCAGCAAGUGCGUCAUCUUUUUAAAAUGUAUUUAUAUUGAUUUCACGCUACGUGGAGUUUAGUAAGAAGUACAGAAUCUCUGGAUUCGACAAUAAAAAGAUUGAACAUUAGUUUUGUUUUGUUGUCUUUGGCAGUCUGUAUCAUUGUAGCCUGUAAGACAGUUUGAAAGCUGUUUAUCAAUGACAGAAGAAGAAGAAUGAUAACACUGAGUACGGCUCUGUCUCUGUAGGAGUUUCACUUUAACGUCAUAUUCCACUGACUUCGUAUUUCAAUGAACUAUUUGCUUGUUUCGAUUCAACCAUGGCCGACUGAAGGCGAUCCCUCUCCUUUAAUCAGAGGAAGAAUCAAAAUGUAUUUUUCUAUUGUUUCCCUUUUUUUUGUGUCUCUGUCUGUCGUUUUGUUUCCAUGUUGUGUUUCGGCUGCUCGCUCUGUGGCCUCGGACACGGCGUGAAGCUCGGCCCGAUUCCGCCACUCUCUCCUCAUUGCUGGAGCCGCGGUUCCCAAACCUUCCUCACCACAGACUCACGCACCAGUAAAACCUCAGAUUUGAGCUCACGUUCUCUGAACCUCUAGAAAAUCCUUUAACACAGAACUUUUAUCUCCUUCCCCCGUCUCCCCCUCCUCUCUGGAAACUCACCCAUGUUUCCUGAGCGGGGCCUAUAGCACCUCAGUUUGGGAACCACAGCUACAGAUCACAUGGGGCCCUGUUGCUGCUGUUGCUGUAACUCUGAUAAAUAAGAAAUGUACUAUGAUGUUUGAAGGCUGGGUUUCCAAUAAAGAUCUUAACUCCA